CAGGUCAGAUGAAGACUUUCACCCCUGAGGAAAUCUCUGCCAUGGUUCUGACAAAAAUGAAGGAAACUGCAGAGGCUUACCUGGAAGAGAAGGUCACACAUGCUGUGGUCACUGUGCCCGCUUAUUUCAAUGAUGCCCAGCGCCAGGCCACCAAAGAUGCAGGAACCAUCGCCGGACUGAUCGUCAUGAGGAUCAUCAAUGAGCCAACUGCCGCUGCCAUCGCUUACGGUCUGGACAAGAGUGACGGUGUAAAGAACAUCCUGGUGUUUGAUCUUGGCGGCGGCACCUUUGACGUUUCCCUGCUGACCAUCGGUAACGGCGUCUUCGAGGUGGUGGCCACCAAUGGAGACACUCACCUCGGUGGGGAAGACUUCGAUCAGCGUGUUAUGGAGCACUUCAUCAAGCUCUACAAGAAGAAGACCGGAAAAGACGUGCGCAAGGACAACCGUGCCGUGCAGAAGCUGCUUCGUGAGGUGGAGAAGGCCAAGAGAGCACUGUCUGCACAGCAUCAGGCCCACAUUGAGAUCGAGUCCUUCUUCAAGGGUGAAGACUUCUCCGAGACGCUGACCCGCGCCAAGUUUGAGGAGCUCAACAUGACGCUGACCCGCGCCAAGUUUGAGGAGCUCAACAUGGACUUGUUCCGCUCCACCAUGAAACCAGUGCAGAAGGUUCUGGAAGACUCUGACCUGAAGAAGUCUGACAUCGACGAGAUCGUCCUGGUCGGUGGCUCCACUCGUAUUCCCAAGAUCCAGCAGCUGGUGAAGGAGCUCUUCAACGGCAAGGAGCCGUCCAGAGGAAUCAACCCAGACGAGGCUGUGGCUUACGGAGCUGCCGUCCAGGCUGGAGUUCUGUCAGGAGAAGAGGAUACCGGAGACCUGGUGCUUCUGGACGUUUGCCCUUUGACCCUGGGCAUUGAGACGGUCGGAGGAGUGAUGACAAAACUCAUUCCCAGGAACACCGUUGUGCCCACCAAAAAAUCCCAGAUCUUCUCCACCGCUUCUGACAACCAGCCAACCGUGUCAGGAGAAGAGGAUACCGGUGACCUGGUGGUUCUGGACGUUUGUCCUUUGACCCUGGGCAUUGAGACGGUCGGAGGAGUGAUGACCAAACUCAUUCCCAGGAACACUGGUGUGCCCACCAAGAAAUCCCAGAUCUUCUCCACCGCUUCGGACAACCAGCCAGCCGUGACCAUCAAAGUUUAUGAAGGUGAGCGACAUCAAAUCUGA
This is a messenger RNA of Sinocyclocheilus grahami, 1226 nucleotides long. Its product is annotated as 78 kDa glucose-regulated protein-like. Gene Ontology annotation, molecular function: ATP binding; ATP-dependent protein folding chaperone. The transcript has 7 exons. Lineage: Eukaryota; Metazoa; Chordata; Actinopteri; Cypriniformes; Cyprinidae. Bases 9 to 1226 code for a protein of 405 amino acids. The record is from RefSeq and is a predicted model, not a curated record.